CAGCCCCCCAUCGGGUCCGGCAGCGUUCACGUGGCUCUCCGCCAGCGAGCGGCCGUGUGCUCCCCCCUUCUCCUGUGUGUGCGCAUGGACUGCGCCCCGGCCGAGCGCCACUCCGUGCGAGACCAUGCGGCCGGCGCAUCUGCUCACCCUACUGCUGGCAACCACACCUGCACUCGUCGCCGGAUUUUCCAAUCCGAAUCUCAAAGGACACUCCCACUCCUGUGUGCUGAUCCUCGCUUCGUGGCUCCCUCUCACGGUUUCCACACUCCUGAAGCCAGGAGAUUCGAUCAAGUGCCUCAACGAGGGCGAAAUAACGUACGUCCCUGGCAUCUCGACAAAGUGUAUCACCUGUAAGUGCCAGAACAGCGUGGUACAGUGCGGACGCGAGACCUGCCCCCUGCCGAGAGGCUGCUACUUCCUGCAGGAGUCCAAGGGAAACAAGUGCUGCGACGUCUGCAAAGGCUGCUUCUACAAGGGUCGCCUCUACGCCAGCUCGGAGGAAUGGACUGAUCCCCACGAUCCGUGCCGUCGAUUCUUCUGUCAGUCCGGUGUCAUAACUGAGUCAAGAAUCUACUGCCAUGUGAAUUGCAAGAAUCCUCGGAAUCCGCCAGAAGGACACUGCUGCCCUUACUGCGAAGGUUGCACGGUGGACGGCAGGCAGUACGCCGAAGGAGACGUCGUACCGUCGUACGAACGGGACCCCUGCGUAGUGUGCCUCUGCAAGGGUGGCCGCGUGACAUGCACCAAGAAGUCGUGCCCGGUGCUGCCAUGUCCGCCGAGCCGUAUCGCCCAGACACCCGGCACAUGCUGUCCGGAGUGCCGAAGUGGCAUGAGGCUUGCCGACUCGCGCGGACAGUGCAGAAUGAGAGAUGACAUGUACGACAACGAGUCGACGUGGCCGUACGACCAGUGCACCAACUGUCAAUGCCAGAAUGGGACAAUCAUCUGUCAGCGGACGGUGUGCCCGCCACUACAGUGUCCUCCUGAGCACCAGGAAGCCAGCCCCGACAGCUGCUGCUCGCAGUGCCGAAGGCCCCAAGAGAAGAAAGCCAUGUGCAUAUACAACGGCCAGAAGCGAUACAACGGUGAAACAUGGAAGCUCAAAAAGUGCACCACCUGUUCCUGUCAUCACGGGCUGGUGCGCUGCGGUGUGGAGGAAUGCAUAUCCGCACCAGUCUGCCCCCCGAAGAAGAAGCUUGCCACGCCUCCCGGCAAAUGUUGUCCCACUUGCGUCGAAGAGGACGGUGUCUGCACGGUGUACGGAGACCCGCAUUACAGGACGUUCGAUGGAAGGAUGUUCAACUACCAGGGCCCGUGUCGAUACGUACUCGCGUCAGACUGCGUUGGCGGCACAUUUUCCAUCGAAGUGUGGAACGACGUCCGUUACUCCAAGUCGUUCUCAUGGACCAAAUCUGUCGUCAUCAAGAUAAAGGACGUCAGGGUGAAGCUGGGACAGUUUAUGCGAGUUCGGAUACAGAAGAAACGUGUCAAGUUGCCGUACGUGAUGCUGCAAGUCCUCAACAUCAACCAGGAAGAUCACAACAUCGUCGUCAGAAUUAACAAAGGUGUCAAGGUGGUCUGGGAUGGCGACAACUACGUGGAAGUGUCCGUGUCGCCGACCUACAAGAAUAAGCUGUGUGGUUUGUGCGGCAACUACAACGACAAACAGGAGGACGAUUUCGUGUCCAGAAACGGCACUCGCCUAGCGGACCCCAACGCUUUCGGCAACUCCUGGCUGGUCGGCCGUCGGAAAAGGUGCUUCCGACCAGCGACUCGAGCCAGUCAUCCCUUGGACUGCAGGCUCAAACACUGGAACUUGCGCCAGCAAAACCUGAAGCUCUGCAAUCACAUCAAGCAGGAGCCAUUCAAGGCGUGCCACAAGGUCGUCGAGGCAACAUCCUAUUUCAGAUCGUGCAUGCUGGACAUGUGCGAGUGCCUCCCAUCAGACAAGUGUUACUGUGACUCACUCAAUGCCUAUGCGCGGGAAUGCAACAGGGCUGGGAUCAAAAUAGAUUGGAAGCACAUCACAAACUGUGAAGGAAUGCACUGCCCCAGAGGCUCGGACUAUACACCAUGUGGGCCCCCAUGUCGGCGGACAUGCAAGAACCACCAUCUAGAGCGGCCUUGCCGACGGAAGUGUCAGCCUGGGUGUCAGUGCAAGCCAGGCCUUGUGUGGCACAGGGAUCACUGCAUUUCACCCAGAGAGUGCCCUGUGGCCUCGUGAUGGGCCAGCUGCCUGGUCAACAAACCCCCCUUCACCCCACUUCAACCCUGCCCCCUCCGAGGCCUGUGAACUAUUCGAAGCCACGCUCACUCUACCGCAAGCUAGAUUCAACCGCAGGCUGUGUGAACACAUACCCUGCUUAUGGCUUUGACUUGGAAUGCAAGUUAACGCAUUAAUGGGAUACAAGAGUAGUGAAGGUGCCAGUGUUCUUGGAUAGAACCCUGCCCCACGUCUGGUAGUUUAUAAUGCACGCAAUGCGGUUCCUGUUUAUUGCACUGAUAUCGGCAGUACAGUGCAGUUCUUGCCUGCAGAAUAUGCUGCAUAAAUGGGCAACAUUCCAUCAACACUAUUCAUUAGAUGUUCUGACAAUGUUUUUUCCAAAAUAAUCACACCAAAACUUAUGUUAAUACUACCUCAUUCAAAAAUUUGAAGCUGCACAAAUACAAUCUAAAAUUUUCUAGCAAUAUCUCUAAGAUGAAUAGACAACAUCAAGAAAAAAACUGCAGUAAUUUAAAUUGUUGACAUUUUGUGUCCAUUUCUAUCUAGUUUCUAAGCGGUCAUGGCAGUCAAGUAAUUCAUGUUCCGCAAACUAAUCUGCAAUAUAGAGGGCAAUAUAGAGAUGUAGAGGGAAGUGGUGGGGGUGGCAAAAAGUGCUGUGUGGUGUGGCUGCUGUUGAUCUUACAACAUAGUAGCAGGUUCAAGCCUCGGUGGGGCAGUCAUAGUCUGUUGUUUGGUUCCUAUCAUUUCAACAAAGGUGCGUCCAGGUCCAAUGUGAAAACAUCAGGUCUGACCGCAUUCAGACAUUGGCAUCAGCAUUCUGGUCCAAUCGACUCGGAGCAGCUUAGCUUGUUAUUCACGUUCCGAGCCUGUUGAUAUUUAUGUCUGUCGAAAACUGUGUACUCGCACUGUUCUAUGCGCUAUUUGUUCUUAUUGUACCUCAUCAAAUGUCAUGUGUGUUCGUGGUUGGCUAUUAGCCGUAAACAUGUGUACUAAGAUUUAAGCUACCAUACAUCAUUUGUUUCAUACUUGCACAUUCAGUUUCGAUAACCAUUACUGCUUAUAGCAUUUGUUCAGUCUUGCAUAAGUUCCAAAACAAAAGCUGUAAAUAUGUGCGAGGAAAGAAUCAACAGAUUAUAAGAUCAUGUUUCAUUCUAUCAGCCCUAUGUUCCCUCUCUGCUUUUAUUGCUCUCAGAACCUUCGUGGUCCGCUCACACACAUGAGAGAUCUGAACUAGCAUCCACAAGACGUUGUUUUGUAUUCACCAUUCCUGUUUUAUUAUGCACCCUGGUGAUGCUAGUGAGUGUAUUCUAUAGGCUUCAGUAAAAGAAAAUAUUUAUUACAUUUAUCAUAUACUAAACUGCUUGCAGUAGAAAAUGUUCAUGGGAAUUCGCAGCACAUAUAAGCUAAUGCUACAAUUUUCAUUUGCUAAAGGAAUUUGCAAAAUAAGUCUUCAAUGCCCGAUAAAUUGUCAAUAUUGCAAGGAAUGUAAAAUUUUAUUGUAGGUGUAUUUUCAAGCAUUUUAUUUUAACCUGAUCUAUGCAUGCAGAUCAUGGUAUCUUAGCUAAUUGUUAUGGCAGCUGUUACACAUAUAUGUAUUGCUGAUUUGGCAUUAAAGAAAUUUCAACUUGUAUUAGCCUACACCAAGUUACAACAUGGCUUCAAAUGUUGUAAGAAUAAGACACUGUCUUUUUAAAAUUUAUUGCAGUGCUGUGCUUUAAAAUGUCAAUUAGUUCACACACCUUAAUUGUUUCAUUGUUUUGUACAGUUAGUUUCAUGCACUAGCCUUGCAGCAUCUCAUAUGGUGUCUUCUUUCUCAGUUGAAAAUUUUAAAACAUCUGCAGCUGUCUAACUGUGUUUUAACAGUUAUAAAUAUCAUUAUCUCAAUUUUUCUGUAUGCAUUCAGUCAAUCAUUAUCAUUGCCUCCGAUUGCCAGUAUGGAAUUCUCCGUUACUAUUAUCAUUUGCAUUCAUUAAAAUGUUGAACCUCAGACAUUGCAUGAGCAGAUAAAGUUUUAAAGCUCUCUGCAAUAGUAUAUUGUGAUGACUUCAGCCCAUUACAAAACCAACUGUCACAACGUGGGUUGAAUUGGAGAUGAAAAAAAUACUCCUUUUAAUACUAUGAUCUUAAGCGUAUCAUUCUUUUUUAUGUAGGUUUUGAGGAAUUGCCAGUGGCAGUCCUUAAAUAUGAACUGAACAAAACAGACAGAUAUGUGUAUCAGCCUCAGAUACUUUUAUUACGUGAGACGCUGAAUUUUAGAACACAAAUUAUACAAUAUUUAAUUAUGCUUAAUGUUUAAAAAACCAGCCAGAAAAUGGUCAAAUUAAUUGCUGCAAUACAAACGAGCACGAUCCUUCAAUAUAUAUUCUUCUAAGCAGGUUCAUAGUGCAACAUCUGUUUUUGAGUGACAGUGCCACCUCCAGGUGGAAGUGAUAAGCAUCAUGAGUUUUUUACUUUCUUUUUUUUGUGCUCCCAUUGGCACCAUUCACCUCAGGACAAGUCUUUCCAUGAGGUUUAGUCACUUGAAACACCUUAAUGCCACCUAAUAAUGCAGCCGCCUAGAAAUGGCAGUUAUUAUUUGAAGGUUAUCGAGCAGAACUUCUUUUUUAUCUUUUCUACGGAGAAUUACUCUCUGCAACAUAUUUACGUGACUUUUAUUAUAUCAUUUUUUCAUAACUUAGAGAAGUGUCAUUUUAUUUUUAACUUGAGGAAAAGAAUCAAAGUGUCAAAUUGAAACCAGCCUAUUUGAGAAAAAAAAAAGCUCCGAUACAUAGCAGUAGAAAGUAUAGGUCUGACAACUUUAAAGAGACAAAAGAUUCACAAUAAGCCAACUAGUUUUGAUGUCACAGCUUCUGUGUUGCAGAAUUUGGUUUUGCAAUAUUUUUUGUUCAUCAAGAGGGGCAGCAUAUAUGCUGGUUUUCGUACGUGCUAAAAAUAGUGGUGCCCCCAAUCUUCACCUCAUGGGUACUUUGCUGUUGUGACACUUCAGUAUUAUAACAGAUUGUAUUUGUUGUCUACUAGAAAAGUUUACGCUGCAUGUUGUGGUUAUACAGCAGACUCAUUGCUUUUAAGUGCAUGCUGUGGUCCAGUUUUGGUGUCCUUCAAUAUCUUAUGCCCUUGACUUUAUUAUUUUUAUUUUUAUUUUCAACCAGUCUGAGUUGACAGGCAGUAGUCCUUUUUUUUGUGUGUACUGUUGUGUCAAGCACGAAUGUUGUUGUGACCAUAUAAUUUAUUUAGGUUCUCUAGCACCAUUUUUUAUGUGUAUGUGUGUACUUUGAUCACAGUUCAUUCUUCUUUAGUAAAAAGAACAACAUUUGGUUAUACUGUCAAUUCAAGUGGUUAUAUUUGUUUUUUGCAUUUCUUGCCUGCCAAGUUAAAGCAUCAUCCCUACUUUCAUAUGCAUCAAUCUUGGUACCAAUGUCUGCAGUGGCAUUAUAAAAUCCCAUUUAUGAGGUAGUGAUGAGUUGCAUUCAUUUGCAAAAAGAGAGUUUAGAAAAUUACUGUAUAAGUUUGCCCUGUGAUAAUAUGCAUUGUACUUAAUGUUCAAUCAUUUAACUUAUUUCACACACAUCUGUGCAUUUUGCGAAAAAUCUUAAAAACAUGUACGAGCUGUUUUAAGCUGAACAAAAUUAAACUUGGGAUUCUUCAAGUGGGUUUAUAAUAAGAGGUGUGUUAGUUUUUUUGUCCUCAAUACGAGUUUAUUUUGUAAAAGUGUGACUUGUGAAUUCAAUAGUUUAAUAUUAAAUCUGGCUAUGUUUAGGAGGAUUAGUUCUCAGCAGCUCUGAACAGUGAACACUCGUAAACUGUGUGUUAAAGCACUGGACCAAUUGGCAUAGUGUAUAAUUAUGCAAUCCUGUUGUGACAGUAGUAUAUAGUGUUCCUCACCAAUCUUAACAUGCACCACUAGUGUAGAAAACCUGUCUUUCUGCUUUAUGCUUCUAUAAUAAAUGCUUGCACGAUGUUAGUGCCACUUAUAUGUACAUAAUAGUUGAUAUAUAAAGAAUGUUGUGGUUUCAUGCUCAGAAAGUCUGUCUUUAGUCCACAUAGCCUAGUCUGUGCCCACAUUAUAUGUACUGAAAUAAAAAGAGUAUAUUGAGUACAUGUA
Molecule: messenger RNA, 6326 nt
Organism: Rhipicephalus microplus (southern cattle tick)
Lineage: Eukaryota; Metazoa; Arthropoda; Arachnida; Ixodida; Ixodidae
Gene: cv-2
Product: crosveinless 2-secreting protein
Cellular component (GO): extracellular region
Molecular function (GO): protein binding
Source: RefSeq, a predicted model, not a curated record